This is a messenger RNA of Naegleria gruberi, 1194 nucleotides long. RefSeq lists its product as uncharacterized. Lineage: Eukaryota; Heterolobosea; Eutetramitea; Acrasida; Naegleriidae. The record is from RefSeq and is a predicted model, not a curated record. The coding region runs from base 1 to 1194 and encodes 397 amino acids. The transcript has a single exon.
AUGUCAAAAGUCAGCUUGCUUGUUUUUAUCAUUGUUUUCGCUUGUUUUGUUGGUUGCGUACAAGCUUCUAUCCAUCUAGUACCACAAGCAACCAAAUCCACUCCAGCUAGUCAAAGUAAACUUGAAGAAACUAAACUAAUCAUCUUGCCUUCAUGGACACAAAUAUUCGAAACUAGACAAAUCAAUGGACAAACCAUCUCACAAUACGCCCAACAAUAUGUCAACUGGGCAGGUGUCAUUGGAGGUUCCGUAGCUGGUCUUUUAUUUUUAAUUAUCAUCUUACCAACAAUUAUUGCCUGCGUUGCUUUAUGCAUUGUUGGAUGUUGUGUGAAACAAACUAAUUCAAACGAAACCGAGUUGGAAUCAAAGAAUCCAUACUCUGAGUUACCUACCACAUCCAUUUCAGGUCAAUUGGUCAAUGGAACAACUUUAUAUGAUGUCAAUUAUGCUGAUUGUGCAGUUUUCCUUUUUUGGGCAGUUACAUGGAUUUUCAGAAAAUUAACAUGUGGAAUUUUUGAUUCCAUUUUCAUUUUGAGAAGAACAAGAUUUCGUGUCAGAAAAAUGUUGGUUGGAAAUCGGAAAUUAGACAUGGACAUUUCUGAUCACUGUUGUCACAUUCCAUUUCUUCAUUAUUUGAACGGUUGGCUGAAUUUGUACACUUGUGGAUUGUGGAGAGUCUUUGGAAUGACCCACAGAUUCUAUUACAGAAAGAUUGAUGAUAGAAUUUAUUGGAAACCAUUAGAAAGUUCAAAAGAAAAUUCAGAAGAAAUUCAAUGGAUUGGCUUUAACAAUGAAAAAGGUGGCAAAAAUCAAUUCACAUGGUUUAGUAUCUAUUGUGGAUGGAGAAUUGAAUUAAUGUAUUGGUUCUUGAAGAGAUUUGUAAAUGUUUUCACAUUAUUCUUUGCAGGACCAUUUAUAGAAGCUUGGUAUUUAAGGGAAAAGAUUCAAUUUGCUAAAUUUGGAGGGAAGGGAAGUUUUGCAAUUAUUCAAAAUGGUCAACCAAUUUCGAUGGUUGCUGGUUCUCCAAUGAAAUUAUCAUUUAAUUCCAUUUUGGAUGGAUGUUCCUAUUUAGGAAGGUUAGUAUUGUUUAGAUUUUUGGUAAUUGUUUCAUGUGGAGUGUUUGCUUGUUGUCCUGGUGAGAGAUUUGUAUUGUCAUUUAUUGAUGAACAUUUGGUAUUGAAUUCUUCUCAUUAA